Porites evermanni is the source of this 16959-nucleotide messenger RNA. The record is from the annotation of a GenBank genome assembly. NCBI's taxonomy places the organism in Eukaryota, Metazoa, Cnidaria, Anthozoa, Scleractinia, Poritidae.
UUUCAAUAUGUUCACUUAGCGAUCGCCACACACUACACGGACGUUCGAAGGGGAAAAUUCUAUGAAAUGAUCAAGAAAGAUAUUGUGAUAUCAUGGUUCAAAGGCCUUUCUGCAGAUGAUCGAAUCGACCUCAUCUGCAAUAUACUGGACUGUUGUCUUCCUUGGGAAAUUCGAUUUUUUAAUACCUUCAUGGAAGCUCAGGUCCAACGGGAUUACCUGGCUUUUCGACAGGCGGAAAGUACGGCAAACAACCCAACGGACCUGAGCUGCUUGGUUUGCUUGGACGACUCACACAUUCGGCGAAAACUGUGUGUGUGUCUGGCUCUUCUUCACUCCAGCAAUCGACAAGCAGCAGCCGUUAUGUUCGGAAUCCUUGAUGAUUAUCAGCCUUCAACGUUUGUAGAGGAAGAAUUUUUCACUGAAUUGUCACUGUUGAUGACCAUGUCAGCUCAUCAUCCUGCAUUUUCCUUUCAUCAUAAACAUGUCUUGCAUGCAAAAUUAAAGCAACUCAAACAAGCCGCAAACCGGACGUCAGAUCUGAGUGAGGUAAGAAUAAUACUCAGAGUCUUUUUUGCAAAACACUGUUUUAAAAACAUAGGACAUAAUUCUAAAAGAACGUCUUAAACCCUGAUUAUGUCAAAAGUGUAAAUUUCUGAGGUUCAUUUCUAAACAAACAGCGAUAUCCGUUUUGCAUGUUUUCCUUAAUGAGCAAGUCAUGCCAGCUAGUGCGGCCGUCACGGUCUGUAUCGUUUUACACUUUAAUAUUCUAUCCCAAAACUCUGUCAUUGUUUUACUCUAAUUUGCCCUUUUUCAUUUAUUCACCUAGACUGUCUCUGAAUCAAGCAGUGGAUCUUCAACAUUUUCGUUUGACCAAGAUGUCACAACGAAGUUUGAGCGACAUGACCACUUCGAGGAUGGUACAGUCUUCCAAGAUUGCAAAACGGAAAGGGAGGAUUUGCCAUUAAGAGAUCUACCCGCAGUGGCAAAAGAUCAGACUCCCGAAGGUAAUUUUAUUUUUCGUUAAAUCUAAAGAGUUCAUCAGCGUUUGAUUUCUAAUCUUCUUAACCUUCAUCUCGCUUACUUAGCAAACGUGAAAGCUUAAUUAGUAAUGUUUUUUAUGAAAAUAAGCUCAAUAGCCUAUUGUGUCCAGCAGUGAUUCCUAACGUUCCUUAAUUUUGUCAUGAAUCUCACAGCUGAUAUUGUAAAUUGGCCGAUAACUUUUGUGUUUACAGUUGUCCGUGAAGCCAUCUUGUUGUUCAUACUUUGGAUUCGUUUUGUAAUAAGUAUUGUGGAAAAAAUACGGCCCGUGACACUAGCUUUAAGCUACUUUUAUCUAACAGCUGUAAGGAAUAAUUUGAUAUUCAGCUAGGUCACCUUUCCUGGAAUGGCAAACAUGAGAUUAUAAAAUAUUGUCUUCCUUUGAAUGUUACGAAAUAUCAAUAUCCUGUGUGGAAAGAUUAAUUUCUUAAAUAUCUAAUAAUCUUUUAAAAAGAAAUACACGUAAUAAAUUACGUGAAUAAUUAAAUUCAAGGACCAUGCCACUAUAUAUAAAUUUCACUAUAAUACUUGCUUGUGCUUGAUAAAAUAGUUAAGCUUUAAAAAGGUUAGUUAUCAUUUUCACCCUAGAAAGUCGGACGUGCUUUAUUUCGUCCGCAUGCAAAUGGUGAAAGGCCAUAAAAUUAAUCAUACAAUGCAAGGACUUUACUUAGGUUUUUUUUAAAAUAUACCAUUUCCCUGAACCACCAUAUUCUGAAAAUAAAAAUAAGAAUGUAUUUACGUACAUACUGGUAAUCUUCUCUAAUUUCUGUCACAUAAUGCUGGGGCAGACCUAGCAUUUUUUUCAAGGGGUUCAAAUAAAUGGCCAUGUAAACUACCGGUGUCUAGGGGCAUACCCUCCCACAAAAGUUUUUAAGAUUUUAGUUUAAUGAAAAGCGGUUUCCAGCAUUCUGAAGGUGAAUCAAAGUCUUUUUAUUGCUGUUAGUCAAGAAUUGUUUGGCAUCAUUUGUUACUUUUUACUGCAGUAGGUUUUUGUCAUAACCGCCAUGGAGUUUAAGUGUGUUCGCAGUUGCAGUUCAAAUGGUUCACAAAUAAUUUUGUUGUCAUCAAUUCUUAUUAGGUUUUAGUAGGAACAAUAAGAGAUUGUUUUUUUAUUUUUUUUGUUUGGGUAAUCCUCUUUUGAUCAGCUUUUAAUAGUCUUAUUGAAACAUGUGAGACUGUCGUAAUUGCUUUUUACCAAACACUCCCUGCACACAUUUUGUAUAUGAAAUAUGUAUGAGUUACGCUUAAUGUCAUCAUUUCACCAAAGUGUCUUAGAAUGCAGGUCAUUGAAAGCAGAUAACAUGAUGAAUAAUAGGUCAGGUGGCUAAAUUGCAGAAUGUGAUAAUUUGUUGGAUGUGACAUUAUAUACGUACAUCUAAAGUUAACUGGCUUAUAAUUAGGGACGUGCCUGAGCAAUCUAGUACCUCUUGACACUUACUAGGGACAUAUAUAAAUCUAAACAACAAUAUCAAUGAAGGCAGUAAGAGAGGGACUCAUCAACAGAACUCAAAAAAGCACACAGACAUGUUACCACAAAACAAGAUAUUAAUAGUAAGCAACGUGUGACCCUUUUUGACUACUGAGGUAAUUUUCUGUUCUGGAUGCAUCGAAGGUGUCAAAAAUAAUUGAGUCAAGAUGAAUUGCAUUCUUUGCAUUCAAGUGCUGUUCUUGAAAGUAUGAUAGCCAAAGUGAACUCUACAUUGUAGUUUGUAUUUCUUUGUACAGGGUAAUUUGCACAUGCUAAUGCAACAAUAAGUGAUACUGGUAGAGUAGUAGCAACAGAAAAUAGUAAAAACAAAUAUUAACAAUUGCAUAGAAUCCUUGAAAAGUGAAAAUUAUUGUGUCCUUAAAGGUCCUUGAAAAGUCCUUGAAUUCUUGUACCAAAAAAGGUAUAAACCUUGUUUGCGUGGCUAGAGAGAUUAUUGGAAAGAUUGUUUAAAAACGUAGGCUGCUUUACAUUGAUUCUGACCGUUAUUGAUCAGCUAUAUAUAUAUUUAGACCUUGGGAUUAAGAUAAGGGAGGAGGGACUACAAUGAAAAAAAAUUUUCUUGGCCUUGUAGGCCUUGUUCUGGUCUGAUUUGUGUGGGGUGGCGGUGGGGGUGCCCCUUUCCUAAAUUCCUCAUUGUUAAAAUGUAAAUUUAAAACAAAAAGUUCCCACCUUUUUCAACUGCAGCGCAUUCUAGUUGUAGCCUGAUGGCCAUUAAUCAGCUUGGCUUUAGUUAGUUCAUUUGGAAUAUAAAAUUUAACUGCGAAUAUUUGUUCAGUCAACUUCCUUUUUUCCAGACACCCUCAGGGCUAAGAGUUACUUUCCUCAAUAACAAAAAUUAUUUUGAAGUAAUGGGGUGGGGUGGAAUUUCCUUAGAAAAACAUUUACAUUAGAGGGAUAGGAAAUACCAUAAAAUACAAUCACAGUAUUGUUGUAAAGUCAAACCUGUUGAAUUUAUACAGACACUGAGGGGGCUAUAGAAACUUUCCUUAUUAAGUGGGUUGAAGACAAAAUGGCAGGGCUUUCUUUCCCCAGGGACAAAGCAAACUGUCUAUAGUAGUGAGAUGUCAUAUUAAGGGGGUUUUGACUGCAAAUGUAAUCAUUAUUUGUGCAUCUGAAGUUACAAUUAUUGUCAUGUGCAACCAUAAGAAUGUUAAAUCCAGCUGGAACAACAAAUAUGAUGAUUAAAGACAGAGAAAAUACUUUUUAGUUGGGUCUGUCAUCUGCCAGAAUGUUGCUGCUUAUAUGUCUAUCAUAAUGAAAGUUAGGACAAAAACAUGGUGCUGAAAAGUGUCUGUAUAUGGUGUAACUCCCUGCAGGUAGAUGAGAGUCUGAACGUUUUACCAUUUGUUAAGCGGCUGCCUUUAUUAACCAGGAUGUCUGUAAUAUUUAGGUGAAUGCAAGUAAAAGAAAGACACUCUGAUUUUUCUGAAAACUGACUUCUGAAAAGAAAAUUAAAAUUUAUUUGCAUAAAUUUUUGAGUUUGUUUGAGGUCAAGACAGUAUAAAGUACUAUAUUAUUAUAGUAUAAUAAAAUCAUGCAGUUAUUUUGAGUGUUUUUUUGAUAAGUGUUUUUACAAUGCAACUGUUAUUUAACUCCCCCCCCCAACCCAAAGCUUUAUUAUGUGCAGAAUAACAUAUCUUGUUUACAUGUGCUUUUGAUCUGAUGUAUACAGUUUCUUGAAAGGUUACACUCUGAUUUUUUUCAUUCCAAACAUUUCUUCAAUUUUGCCAAAAACAAAACAAUGUUUUAAGAACUCAUAAGAUGUAUGGGAUAAGAAGCGUUUUUCAAUUUUAUAUGAGAGCUAUGAAAAUUAAUAUACCUUAUUUGAAUGCUAAAUGACUAUGUCAAAGAGACUUUGCUAAAAUGUUUUUGGCACCUGCACAUUUUGUUGUUCCCACAGUUUAUGUCAAAGAACUUAAAUUGCAUGCUAUAGAAAAAGCAAAAGAAAAAGAAAGAAAGACUCGUCAUGAUUUGAGGAAACGGGAUGAUCAUUGGUAUGUUCUACAGGUAAUUACUUUGUUUUAAUGAUAGUAAUAAUAAUAAUGAUUGUAAUAAUAAUAAUAAUAAUAAUAAUAAUAAUAAUAAUAACUAUUUUUAAGCUUAUUAGAACAAGGGAAUUUUUAUUUUAGUAAGGGGCAUGCUGCACCUAGCUGCCAAGAACUAAGUAAACACUGUAAUUUUGGUUGUUAGUGUGGCCUGUCACGGGGCCUAGCCAUAAUAAUGCAGAUCAGUCACAUGAAAUUUUGAUUUUUCUUAAGGUGCUAUGGGGUGACGAUACCACAGACACAAUACACAGGACAUAUGAAGAAAUGUUUGACUUUCAGUGCAAGGUACAGACCUGUCUCAAUCCAAUGUCCAAUCAGAAAUGUUUUGAGACCAUAUGUCAGUUAUGGGAGGUGGACUUAUGAAGAUUUAGGUGGGGCAUGCUGCAGGAACCCUGUAAGCCUAGAGCCUUUAAGGCCAGUUUUCACUAGCAACGGAGUCGGAGUCGUAAGCGGAGUCGUAAGAGCACUCAUGACCUAGUAAAAAUAAAAAAACGGAGUCGUAAGCAGAGUCAUAAAUGCGACAGAAUCGGAGUCAGAAGAAUCAGAACAUUUCAAUUUCUUCCGACUCAGCUUACAGGGUGCAAAGAAAGUCAGUUGCCAUCCGGGAAAGCUGUACAUGUAGUUUCAGCAUGUUCUAGCCCAAAAGUCAUUUUAACUAGCCCAUUGAUGAGCAGGGUUGAUAGCAGUUCUUUUUUUAUUAGAAUUCCAUAAAAAAUUUCACUUGCCAGGUAGGCAAGUUAAGGUAAUUCCCUUGAAAUUGUUCUACUAUCAAACUUUUUUUUGAAACUUGGCAUACACGUAAUCAACAUUCAUGAUAUGAACAUUAAAAAAAAUGCAAUAAAAAGACCGGGUCACCGUGCUGGUUUACGCGUCAGCAGGCUCUUAAACUGGGGUAUUUUUACUGGUUGCAUGUUAAAAAUUCGAAUCUCCUUCUUACAGAAUUAAGUCUUUCUUACUUGAAAAUCUGAAAAUUUUAUCUUAAACAUACCGGUAAAUUAUGCUUCUUUUAUAGAUCGUUUUCACUGUCACGCAACGAAAAAAUAAAACUAGAAACCGUCCAGUGGAAAAAGCCAAGAAAAAUUGAAAUGUUAUAAAAGACUAGUGUAUAAACAAUUUGUCCAAAUCUCAAGUCUUUGUGGCCCACAGUUUCUGAGUAAUUUGCUGAACAGUUCACGCAACUUUGUAGAGCUUUGUAUGGAGACGCCAUAUUGGUGGACCGUUUUGGCCCACCAAUAUGGCCGCCGGAAAUCAACAAAAACAUCUGGACUUCACUUUUUCUAUAAAAGCUCUUUCUUUUCACUGGAGAACUAGCAUACGUGCGCAUAAACAUAUCUCCUAAUACUUAAAAUGGUUAUACAGUCUGCUGAAAUUCAAGAGGAGAGGCUAAGUUUUUUUCAGUGAGACAACAGUCCUAUUUUGAUGUCACGGAUUGUGAAAACUCGGAAGUUCAAAUUGCUGUAUUUUCGAAAUGAAACGUGCUACGGGAAUGGAAACUGGUACAAAGAUUUACUUUUUGUUUAUCUUCAACCCAGUGUAAAUAAGAAUUCGUGAAACCCCGCUAUUUUGACUUUUCGAUUUGAUGAUGUCACUGUGAAAACCAUCUCUUCAAAUAAACAGUAUUGCUUCAUUCAAUUUGUUUUUGAUUGCCUGGUUGAGGGGACAUUGCACUUUUUCAAACAGUUCCGUGGUUAGCUUGAGGUCCUUGCCUUGACCCAAAUACACCAAAUAUGAAACUAUUUUCCCCCCAAAAAACAUGUUCUACUAUCAAACUUUUUUUCUUCUUCAAAUAUGUUCUUUAUUAGACUGUUCUUAGCAAAUACCUGGGAAAAAAAUCACCCCAGUGACACGAACAAAGGAGUUUUUGACGACACUUUCCACCUGUACCAAAACUCUAACGUCAGUCAUACCUAUUAAACGCACCGCCCCUGACCCCGCUCUAUGUUUUAUUGCGGGUAACACAAACUUCUAUGCACUCGAGAUCAACCUUGUUUUCGGUUGUUUUUAGGCGUACGGGCUAUUUUUUGCCAGGGGGGGUGGUAAACCAUUUGCCCAAAAAAUUUUUGCAAGUUGCCCAAAUCUUUGCAAAACAGUCGAACAGAAACGAGGGCUGAUGGCAUAUGGCAUAUGAAAAUGGCUCCAUACAGUUUUUCAGGGUCAAUACCUGCCAAGUUUGAGCAUAAACUACGUCGCCAUAAACAAACAUUUGGAAAAGUUGCCACCACAGGUGUAUUAGAUAAAGAUAAAAAUUGGUUGUGAUCAGGGUUGCAAUGACAUCAGAGUUGUUAUAGCAAUGAAAUGAAGCCAUUACCUAUUAUACUUGCAGCAAUAUUUCUCUCUGGGAACUGUUCUUCGAAAGUGGAUCACAGGAGCUUUUUCCUCCAAUAGUCGCCUCGAUGUUCGUGACGUUAAAACGGAAUCUGUGAGAUCUUAAUCGAGAUAUUUUGGGAUAAAGUUUUUAUCAUUGGAAAUACGGUAAAAAAAGGAAAAUCUUGAUGUUUGGCCGUUAUCUGUAGAAAUGAUGCACUUUUGACAUGCAAUUUCACCUCCUAAUAAUUUCAAUCUUUUCAAAAACGUGGGUAAUAGAUCAUGGAGAUAGCUCCGGCCAAUUGCUACAAAGAAGGAUUUGUCUAUGAUUAGUUUGUAUCAUGGCGCUCUUGUUAGUGGUUUUGUAAACAUUUCAAUCUACUUUAACAAAUUAUUGAAUAAUUUUUAAACCGCUCGAUAGACUUUUUAAAAAAAUCAAGAUUCUUCUCGCAAUUCAAACUGAGAAUUAGUCAGCCACUUCUUCACUUUAAGACCCAUUACUGAUGAUAUCUGCCAUACACUGUUCUUCGAGCAGAGAUGAUUCCAGAAAGUUAGGCGGAAGUUUAUUCUAAUAAAUUCACGAGUGGAAAUAGCCCAUUGCAGUAUGAUACCUUUCCUUUACAACCAGAAACUCGUCACGUGCUAGGCAGACACUGUCUCGUGUCAAUGUAACUGGAUUAUUAUGCCGACUUCAGGUUAAAAUAGAAAAUAUUUAUCUCUUCAAUAAUUUAUCUUUAGCCACUUUAUUACACGUCUCUUCAAAAUAAUAAAAAUAAUAAUAAUAAUAAUAAUAAUAAUAAUUUAUCUUUAGCCACUUUAUUACACGUCUCUUCAAAAUAAUAAUAAAAACAUUGAGACGUCUUUAAAAACUGGCUUUACCCAAAUUUUCUCGUGCUGCCCAAUGCUGCCCAAAAACUCUGAGUUGCCCAAACUUUGGGGGGGGCUGCAGGCCCUCUCACCCCCCCGGCCCGUAUGCCUAUGGAUAUCGCCAACACAGAAGUUCAAAAUUGAAAAGAGUACCAAGAAGUGAGGUGAGUCAAGAUUUGAUGAGAUUUUGGAGUUAUGAAUCUCUAUUUUGAACUACUUUGUAGUGCCAGCGUUCUGUUUAAUUCUGGUGAGCUAGGGUUCGAUGUUUUUGCUUUUGCACAAUAAUGCUUGACAAAGAAACUUGAAGAAAAAGCUUUUGAUUCCUAUUCUCCAUAUGUUCGCUUGUUUGGGAUCUAUACGCAGUAAAAUGUGAAUUCAGCAGCAAACUUCGUGUUUACAUCUCGAGGUCUCCCUCGUAUGGUUCUGGUGCUACAGUGGGUCUUAUUUGUUCCAGAAAUAUUCGUCUCUCCCCUCUCGGAGUUUGAACAACAUAUGUAUAGUAGCGAUCCCAGGCCAGAUAAUACAGUUGGAGAGCCGUAGAGCUGUCCCACAGGCUUCACAGCCCCCAUAAUCCAAAGCCUCAGCCAAGACAGUUUAAUAAUUCCACAUCUUGACGGCCGCGCAGUGAAAAACCACUGCAGACUUCGGGAUCACGCACAUUUCUUUCAUUUUCUUGUUUUUCGAUAGCAAACCAGGAAGCUGUCAGCCAAUCUGCGGCAUUUUAUUGCAAAUAAAAGCUGAAGCUCUACAAAAGCGGCCCUUGCUUGUUCUUUUCGCACUAGUGGGAAGAACCGCCGCCAUCUUGGAUGUCGCAAUGUCAUGCACAGUAGAGGGUGCACAGUGCAAAACAAGGGAAUUCCCUUAAGAGCAGAAUUCACUAGCCCGACAGUAAAAUCCACUAGCCCCAGGCUAUCUGACACGACUUUCUUUGCAUGCUGGCAUACGUCUCUGUCGCUUAUGUUCUGCUUAUGAUCUAGUGAAAACCAGAUUGUCAGAGUCGGAAGCAGAAGUGAAAGGAUAAACCAAUCACAAUGCAUGUUCCUACGCUUUGUGAUUGGUUUGGUUCUUCUGCUUCUGCUUCCGACUCCGACAAUCUGGUUUUCACUAGAUCAUAAGUGGAACGUGAGAGAUGGAAUCAUAAGCAGAAUUGGAAGACUCUUUUCUCUAGAUCAUAAGUUCUACACUUCUGAUUACGACUCCAACUCUGACUCCAUUGCUAGUGAAAACCAGCCUUAAGCCUCUACUAGACCAUCUUCAUUGUAACCCUAUUAAGUCAUUCUCUUAUCCAUCCACACUAUCAGUACCAAACUUUAAUAUUUUUAUUCAUGCCGAUAAUGAAAUUCCUAUAAAUUAAUGAUACCAUACUGUUACAGCAUGUUAUUUUCAUGACUGUGAAAAUCUCAAAAAUUGAGACCCACAAAAUUAGCUGUCAUGAAAAUUAAUCAAGCAAACUUAAUUAAUACCCUGCUGUCAACAUCAGGGUCAUUUCACAAUAUUUUUAUCUCCAUGUUCCCUAUUUUCAUUUCAGUGUGUGAACUCUCUUCAUCAGCUAUUUCUAUCUGGCAAUUAUAGUUUCUUGUAAAUUAUGUAUUUAAUUGGCUGAAUCGCAAAAUUUGAAAUAAGUGCUGCAAAAUAUGUUGGUGCCAUUAUCAUGAAAAAGUUCCUAGGGUUGUCCUGAAUAUUUUGCUUGCAAGUUGCUGACAGAGAAUUGAACAGUUAGGGAGCGUGCAGUCAGUGUCAUGCUGAUGGUGUCGGGUGACUGGGGUCGGGGUUUUCCCUGGUACCUGGUCCUUAGGAACAGCCCAGUAUCCUAUUCUAUUGUAGGCUAAAGUGAUCUGAUUUUUAUACCGGGGAACAGACCAAACUACUUGAAAACCUUACCCUUUACAACAGCACAUAGUUAUACAACGUUCAGCUAUACAACAGUUGUACAACAGAUCAGACCGGGUGUCUUGAAAAAAAAAGACCCCUAAGACCCCCCAAGACCCCCCACGGAAUGACUCUCAACUUUACUGAUUAGGGUCAGGAGACUGAGUUAAAGGUCAGUUUGUCCAGUAUAAUAACUUAAAUGGAACCUGAUUAACUCAGUUUCCUAACCCUACAUCAAUAAAGCUCAGAGUCAUUCAGGUGGGGAUCGUAGGGGUCUUUGUUUUCAAGACACCUGAUCAGACCCCCUCUUAUGUUUGUUAUGGUUGUUUCCGUACCCACUGCAAACAUUUUCACCGAAUAUCUUUUAUUUUAAGUUACGGAAAAUGUACCCAAACAAAGUGGACGCAAAUGGCAAUCCAUGGAAACUACCUUUCUUACCAGGUAGGGCAUUCCUGAUGACUGAGUUAUCUUUAUCUGUAUAUUUACAUUACCAUUGCCUACAUUUAUAAUUAUAGUUUUUUACUGUCAGCACUUCUUUUCUACCCACCCCUCAUGAAGCUUCAGAUUUGUAACCUGGAAUUCCUCUACUCUGAGAAACUGCAUGUGUCUAUAUACAUGUACAUGUAGUGGAACAGUGACUUGCACAAACUAACCCCAGCCACAAAUAUGCAGGAUAGGUAGGUUAGUUGAAGUCCUUACCUCCUUAAAUCUACUUUGGUAACUGGAAAAAAAAUAACUGAAUAUUUUCAAACAAAGAAAAUUUUACAAGUAAUGUAAAGUUAAAUGGAGAAGGUGACAUGAGAUUUACUAGCUUAAGUUGCUUAUUGCUGUGGUUUUUUUGUAGGGAGGAUCAGAAUUUUUAAUAAACCUGAGCAGAAAGGAGAGAAAACGCCCAUCCCUGAUAUAACAGACUACAUCCGGUAUGUUGUCCCAGUUAAGUAAAAUAUAAAUGCAUUGCAAGUGUACAUAUUUGUUGUUUGCUUUAGAAAACUGAUGACAGUGAUAUAGGUAAUUGAAUACAUGAAGAAAUGCUCGGAAAAAAUUCAAGCUCCCCAGCAGGAACAAACUCAUGAUCUUCUAGUUGCGGGUUGUACACUCUAAUCACUGAACUAUAUGGCCAUGGUGAGCUGCCAUAUGGUGCGGAGCAUAAUAUUAUUGUAAGUAGACUGAUAAAUAUUGAUCAACACAACACGCUUAAUAACUUGCAUCUGGUAAGCACAAUAAACAAGUGUUGCAUACACUUUGAACAAUUACCAGCAACCCAAGUGCGAUGGUCAUGUGUCCUAUUCAUGAUACAGUAACUGGACAAUGCACCACUGUUAACACUAUUUUCAUAGCAGAAUCAUGAAUUUCGUGGGGAAAAAACACAAAAAUUUAAUUUCGGCGGUGAGAAAGUGAGAAAUGCUAGGGGUCAGCAAGGUAGAGCCCAGCAAGGUAAAAAUAAGCGGCAAUAAAAAAAGCGAGCAGGAUUAAAACAAGCAACAAAAUCUUUGGUGAGCAUAUAAAACAUUUAUUUCCAUAAAAUGUGUAACUAGAAAGUUUCACUUUGUGGUAGUGCAAAACAACAUCAAAGAAAUGUGCCAAAACGUGUGCUGCACGUGCAAAGUUUUUUUUGGUUGCUAAUUAGACUAUUAUUUUUUUGCAGUUCUUGUUGCCGUCGCCAUUUAGCAUUGCUUGAUUUUAUUUUUUGUUUUAGUGAAUUAUAAGUAUAUUAACGAGAGCUUUGCUUUUAGCCCUGGCUAAAUCCAUAUAUUGAAAAAGUGUAUAGUACUGCAUGCGUGUUGUUACAGUUGAUGGACCACUUGUUUAUUUUGUUAUGGGUUUACUUUUCCUCAAAUUUAAAUACCUUGUUUUCCUGCAAGCUACUGGCCUCAUAUUCAUGUCAUGAAUGUGAUAAUCACACAAAUCUCCACUGCCUCUAAUGCAUGUGAAUUAUCUUACAAAUUGGAAUCUUGAUGGGACCUGAUUGAUCCAUAAAGUUUUCAUUAUGUGAAUGAUUAUCACUUCGUGUUUGUUUUUUGUUUUUUCACUCUUUAGGUUGUUUAGCAGUCUUCCUAAGUUUGUUCGAGGCUGUGAUCAUGUAGUGAAGUUUUUCCAGUGUGAAAAAGGAAAACGGAAAAGGUUGGAAAGCAAGAAGGCAAAACAUUCUUCAAAAAAGGAGCAAGUGUUAGACAAAAUGAAGCAAAAAGAGUUUGACACUCCUCACAGGAUAGCAGAAGUAGUGCGUGAACAGUCACUUGGUGAAAGUGAGAGAGAUGGCAAAAAAUCAGAAAAUAAAACUGAUGCUACAAAUCAGUCUCAAAAUAGAGAUCAAAUACAGGCAGAUGAAGGAUCACCAGCAGUAAUUCAAGUGGAUGAAAAUGGGAAUGAAUUGAAAGUAACGGCAUCUGGUAAGAUAAUUAACAGUCAGUGCAGUGUUGGCUUUUAGGGAACCAAGCGUGAAUGUACACACACAUGGAAUACUUUGUCAGUAGUGUUCAUAUGACCGUGAACUAGAAAAUUGUGAAGUUUAAUCUUAAGCCUUCACUGGGAUAGUAAUAUUACUUCCUUUCCAUGUUAAUUCAGUUGUUAACAGCUGUUUAGGUCUUGCAAAAAGUGAAAAUUUCAGAUUUUUAAAUGAUACCCUCUUUAAUUAGGUUAUGAAAGAGUUAUAUCAACAUCAUAUUGUUGAAAUUACGAGUAAUAGACAGGCAACCUAAGCUGUACCACAAUUUUCUUUUAUAAUUUUAUAUUCCCCUUGUAAUACACAAUGUUCUUAAUUUUCCUUUCUCUAUUUUCUGUUUUAGAUGCCAUGUUACCAUCAGUUGAAGCUGUCCUUUCCAGCAGUGUCUCAGUAGUAAACAACACAACUCCUAAGUUAAGCACUAACAGCCUGCAUUCAUCUGUAGAAAAAUCUCUGGUAUCACUUCAUGUGGCCCUGCCUUCGACUGCACCCGUCACUUCAUAUCCAUCACCCUCUGUAUCUCCAAGUGGUUCUCCUGUGACAUCCCCCACAGUCACACCAUUAUUUCCUCGUCAAUCUUGUGCUGAACAUAUCAACUGGGCAUUUAGACCUCAUGGUCGAGCAUUAACUGUUUCUGAAUGGCUCCGAAGGUUACGAUUGCAUAAAUAUUCCGAUGUGUUUCGAGGAAAGACGUUUGAUGAGGUACGAUUACUGUUUGUAUGAGUCACUAAGUUCAUUAUUUAGGUGGAAUAAUUCUUUGCAGGGUACAUUAUUCACUGACUCUUAUUGUAGUUGUAUCACGUCGUUGUAUCACGUGUGAGUGCCACAAUGUUACUGAUUGUUAAGGGUUGGCUGAAAUGGGUGAAAAAAGAGACAUUGAGCCAUAGUGGACGUUGCUUGGUAUGUAAAUACCUCGAAGGUUUCCCCGGAAUUCCUUGCUUAAACUGGCUCACGGAAUAGCGAAUGCGCACGACUACUAGGAAAUGUUAUAGACUGGUAGCAACCUCUCCAGUUCGAGUGGCAAGGAACGCGAAAGUGAGCGGCCAAGCCGUGAGGGGCGGAGAAAACGAACAGUUAUCACUUUUUCCCCGCGCCUUACUCCGCGUCUCCUUUCGCGUGCCACUCUUCGCGUGACUUCUCGCGAUAUCCCAGCUAGCUGGUUUUACGGUUUCUAUUGUUGUGAGAGAUGGCUGCAUCGUUAUCAUAAUGGCUCAGUCAAUUCCAAGCGUACCCUUACCCCAAAAAGUACUUGUUAAGUGCUGACAUCUGCUUUAGCUUUCAACAUCUAAGCAAGAGCGGGCAAAAUUGCUCAAUCAAAUUCUCGUGUGGAGCUAAACCCGUCAAUUCCAAUCACUUUUGCCACAUUUACCUCCAAUUAUCGGAAGAAAUCGCUCCGUUUCUUGGUAAAAAAAUAACCACCUUCUUACCUUCUUACAAACUGAAAAGUAUUCCUAUGUUGGAAUUUCCGGUGUUUGAGUGGAUGCGGAUUAGCCGGAAAUGAAAUAUUUCUGCGGCACAGGAGUAGUGGGGACUGGGGCGGUCACAGUUGAAGUGCAGUAUGGGUAGAAUGGAGAGACGCUUAUCACGUGGGAAAGCAUUCUAGGCUGACACAGGAGCCGAUUACUUGACCUCGUUUAGUCCACGUUAUUUUUUUAUUUAUAUAUUUUUUAUAUAAUUGAUUUAUUAAGUGACAGAUCGAGUUUCGCGACGGGAUUUGGCUUGUUUUCGUUAUUUUCCUUUGUUUUCGAAUGAUUAUUACAAAUAUACCGUGCUUUGUUGGAAUGACAUGCUAAGUAAAUGUGGGCAGAGACCUUCGAACCGUGUAGUCUUCGUAGGAUUGGCUUUUCAGAGCAUGAGCUACCCAGUUACCUAGUUUUCCUGCCGAGUUUUUUUCCCUAGUGGGUUUUUUUUCGGCAGGUUUUUUUCUGGCCUCCGUUCUGACGGUAUUCUUUGUAAACUGUCGCUCAGUUCUGUUCUAGUUUAUUUGCCACAUGUUUGAAUGUAAUAGAAGUUGUUAUUUUACGUAUUGUUAUAUCUGCGGUGCUCAGCUGAAACAGCCAAAAUAGACCUAACGGUUUUCGAUUCAUGUUGCACAGCUUAGUGGAGCGGAAAUCUACCAGAUAUAAUAAUUGUCUAUUAUACAUUGUUUUCAGGAAAAUAACGACAACCACGCCAUCGCACGGAACACAGUUUGAGAUUGCUCUUGGAAAUCAUGCAUUGUACACACACCCUUCACAUUAGUCAGUUAUCUCAUAGUUACUGUGGCUAUCUGCCAGCCGAUAACCGACUCAAAACCAACUAAUCUGUAGGUUGCUCUGAUACCCAAAAUCAGGGUGCAAAGAAAAUCAUUUUUACAGCUUGCCAUUCGGGCAAGCUGAAGCUACAAUUGUAGCAUUUACUAGCCCAGAUGUCAUUUCAACUAGCCCAAAAAACUUUUUGACUUUCAGAAUUGAUUUCAUGGUUCUUCUGUUAUUCAAAUUCCUCAAAAAACAUCACUUGCCCGUCGGGCAAGUUAUAAACAGAAUACACUAGCCCGAUAGGAAAAUCCACUAGCCCCGGGCUAUCGGACACUACUUUCUUUGCACGCUGCAAAAUUAACUGUUAGUGUAGGCUCUUAGCCAAUAAGAAGACAGACAGUGUGUAUAAUGUGCUUUUCAGUUUAUGCGACAAUGAUCAGCGUAGAGAGUUAAAAGAGUUUAAAGUAACUUCACAAUUCAUUUUCUUUUUAGAUGUUAAAGCUUACAGAUGAAGACUUUGGAAGACUUGGUUUAACUGCAGGUGCUAGAAGAAAACUGAGGGUUAAUCUUGAGGUUCUUAGGUAAGUAUCAUGCAUUCAAACGCGAGUUUUAAUUUUAGUUUUUAAGUAGACCACCGAUAAAAUCAAGAAUAAAAGUCUCUAGCCACCGGCACUGGGAAAAUUGUCGUGAGAGAGGAAGGAAAUGUGGCUGCCGGUAGUCAGAGUUAACGAAACGAUUCCAAAAUCUGCUGUAACUGAAAGUUGUGACUAUACUGAAAUACAAGAUACUCAGGUGAAAACUCUAUCGAGGUGUUUACUAUAAACAAUGUCAUAUUAGAGUACAUAUCUAUUUAAAGGAACUUUAACCUCUGAGGACUUUUCCGUUAAUAUUUCAAACUACUGCCCCCAACUCUUAAAUCACCACCGCUUGUAGUGAGCUCAGUUUUACAAGUGAUUGUUGAUCUGAUAUCAUUUUUGUUGCGUCGUCUUUCUGUUUAGGACCAGUGGCUGCUUUACUUCAAGUGGAUUAAUAUUAUUCGACAUCAUUCCAUCUCCGUCAACAGACCCAACUCCUUUAAAAAGUCUGUGCUCUGCUUAUUCUAAAGGCAUUUUGAUUUCUGAAAAUCAUGGACAUUCACCUGUUUGCUACAGUUCUGCAGCAGACUCAUGCGGUGAAUUUCUGUAUAGCGAAAGUGAUAGCGCUAGUGACUGUGGCAGUGAUUUGUUGUCUGAACCAAGAAUUCAGGUGUGUACACUAUCGUAAGCAAUUUCAGCACUGAGAAACGCUCACAGAAUUGAAUGAAAUAUCAAUCAAAUUAAUUGCUUCGAACUAUAGAACAUGAGAGAGAUUCGGAAACACUAUUGCGAAGAACAUAUUGGUAUAACGUAAGAAGAUUGAAACGGAUUGGAUUUAGGAGCGCUGCCAUUUGUGUUGAAAACCCGAUCGAUAAUAUUAGUGGGAAUUUAUGGAAUGGUUCAUUCCGGUGGAAACUUUUCGGAAAAAAAACUUAAAACCUUCCGGGGUAUUACCUUUUUCCCGCUUUGACCGAAACGACCGAAAUUUUCUGCAACAUUUGUGUGGAUUUUCAGUGCCAGGCACCGUUUUGAGAGGAAGCAUAGAGCGCUUUCCAUUCAACCAAAACGUUCGGUUUGAAUUUUCGGCAACUUCCAGGAGCGAAUAAAGGAGCAAAAUUUCCCAAAACAGGGCAACCUCGCAAGGUAUACCUAAUUUUUCGAAAAUUUAUUCCCGGAAGUUUUCUUUCCAUAAUUUCAACUUUGCUGCCUGAAAAUCUUGAAUUUGAAUGGUUCACAUUUCGGGAGAUUUCUGUACCAUUUGCCGCCGUUUCCAAAUUUUCGAAAGUUUUGGUUGAAAGGAAAGGGCUCGUAAAUUUACAUGUAAUGGUAUUUUGUAAAUGGUAAAAGUCAAUCCCAUUCCUGUUUUUGGUGCAAAAAAAUACCAUUACCAUUUGUUGGAAAAUUUUCACCAAAAUUCCCGGCGAAAUCAUUAUGGUAAGCGUGCUUGGUCAACCUCGCAAGACACUGACUGGCCUGUUUUUUUCAAGUAGUUAACUACGAUUCUGAGUUGAUUUUGGGCUUGGAGUUCCAGUAAAUAGUCAGCGGUUUCAAACAUGGUCUUUUUUGGGCUGUCAGAAGGUUUAGAAGAUGCAGUUCAUGUUAAGAUGCAUUUCUUUGUAGCCGGUACUGACAUGACUUAUUCUCACUAUUGGUUGAGCAAUUAUUAUUUUUACUGCUUGUCUCAUAUUUGAAGCGGGUCUGUUUUCUUUGGUGUUUGGUUCCGACAGUAUUUGACCUCUGAAAUCGAAAUCUAACUCUAAAGCAUAGUUCGGAAGUUAGUUUAUCUCCUUCUCUGCUGUUAAAAUCAAAGAAGGCGGUAACACCACACAGGAAAUCUGAUUGAACGUACACACUCUGCGCUGCAGGAUAUUAAGGAGAGUUUUCUUUAAAGAUUAACGGUGUUAAGUGAUGUGCUUAAGCUGAUUUAGGGAACAUUUCAUUUCCUCUUUAGACAGGGUUUUCUAGAAUGUAUAAAAAGACGUUUCCUGUGCUAAACAGUUGUAGAGUGUCUUGUUACAACUGUGGCAGUCUUGGGCAUGUUGGAGGACAGUGUAUGGCUCCUAAUCUGGAUAAAAUUGCUAGUUAUGGUAUG